Molecule: messenger RNA, 1074 nt
Organism: Nicotiana tabacum (common tobacco)
Lineage: Eukaryota; Viridiplantae; Streptophyta; Magnoliopsida; Solanales; Solanaceae
Source: RefSeq, a predicted model, not a curated record
AUGACGAAAGAUGGAAACACAACCAGAGUUGUCAAUGCUGACAACACUCCUGGUACCAUCACCAUAGUUCAGUUCAACCUCGCUUCCCAACUACCCAUCAAACUUAGUGGCAGUCACAAUUUUGCUACUUGGAAAGCUCAGUUCUCCAUGCUUAUGCAUGGUCAUGACCUCUAUGGUCAUCUUGAUGGAUCUACCCCAACCCCCAUUCCGAGUACCACUUUUGGAACCAACACAACCCCUAAUCCUGCUUACAUACUUUGGUUUCGUCAGGAUAAACUUAUUCAAAACGCCCUUAUAGCUUCCGUUGACCCUACCAUAGCCUCCGCAGUUGCCGAUGCUAACACAUCAAAACAGGCUUGGGACUCUUUGCACACUGCCUACGCAAACAAGUCCCAGACCCGAAUCUUCAGUUUUCGUGAUCAACUUGGCCGAAUCACCAAAUUUACCACUCCUAUCACCGAGUACCUUCAAUGUAUUCGGUCCCUUUCAGAUGAGCUUGCUACUGCCGAUGCCCCUGUCACUAAUUCCGAACUCAUAGUCAAAAUCCUUAGUGGACUUGGCCCUGAGUUUCGUGUGAUCUCGGCUUCCAUACGGGCACGUGAUACUAUAGUUACCUAUGAAGAACUAUAUGAAAAUAUGCUUGACCAUGAGCUCUUUCUUCGGCAUGAGGAAGCUAAGAAAACCCCUGGUCCUAUCACCGUAGCUGUUGCCACUCACAACAAGUCAAAUAACAACACCAAUAACUCUCAAUCAUGGCGCCAAAAUGCUCGCCCCAAUAAUGCCAGCCAAUAUCAUCCCCCAAACAAUAACACCACUAUUGUUAUUCGUUGUCAAUUAUGCAACAAGUUUGGCCAUGUUGCAAGUGUUUGCCGAUCCAAGUCACACAAUCACUUUGAGGCUAAAGCCAAUUACAUCACAGGCUUCAACACUACUGCUAACCCAUGGAUAGUUGCCUCUGGUACCACACAUCACAUCACAACGGAGCCGCAUAACCUACAACCAUACCACGUUACCGAGGAUGUCUCCAUGAGUGAUGGUAACAAAAUUCCCAUCUCACAUACUGGUUCUAGAUAG